UCUGUUCCGUUCAAGCAUGCUUAUGUUCUUAAUGUGUUGUUAGCCACAGGCACCAUCACACAAGCAUGUGAUUCAUCUGUACACUUACUUUACAGAGCUAUGUUGACAAACUUGCUAACAGGAUGUGGUGCAGCUUUAUAAAUUUCGUUGAGUGUUUGUGUUGUUAGCAUUGGUGGUGUACACUGUGCACUUUGUGUGGUGCUGGGAAUUAUUUAACCAGUGUUAGCAUCAUUAGCAUUGUUGUACUAGCAUUUUGUUCUUUGCAUGGUGCAGGGGAAGGCGUAGUUCAGCCUGAGCCAUGCCCACCGGGGCAUUACUGCCCACCAGGGGCAGCAGUGGGUACCGAGUUCCCCUGCCCCCCAGGCACAAUGCGUCCCCAGCGUGGGGGGGCUGGCCCAGAAGACUGUCAGCUGUGUCCUGCAGGGAUGUUCUGUGCCCUGCAUGGAUUAGUCCAGCCCACGGGACCCUGUCAGGCUGGGUUCCACUGCCCCCCAGGAGCCAGCAGCCCCAAUUCCACAGGAUAUAUGGUCAGAUCUGCUGCUAAUGGCCUGUGUCCCGCGGGGCACUACUGCCCGGCUGGCGAGGGCUACCCCCUGCCCUGCCCGCCGGGCUCCUACUCCAGCUCCGUGGGCCUGAGGCGGGCGGAGCAGUGCCAGGCUUGCCCUGCGGGUCACUACUGCGACCGCCCUGCGCUGACCCAUGUGUCUCAGGCUGCUCUGUGUGAUGCAGGGUAUGUGUGUUUGGGAGGGAGCGUCAGCCCUCGCCCCUCUGACGGGCUCCAGGGUUACCUGUGCCCCCGUGGGUUCCGCUGUCCCAUUGGCACGCCCAUGCGAGUUCCCUGUGAGCCAGGCUCCUACGGGCCCACCCCCGGUGCCGCGCUCUGCACCCCCUGCCCAGCUGGCACAGUGUGCCCCUCUCCUGCCACACAAGAGCCUUCUACCUGCCCUGCAGGACACUACUGCGAGGGCGGGACGGCCUUAGCACAGGCGUGUCCCGCGGGGACCCUCAGCGAGCUGACGGGGGCGCAGUCCCCCUCCACCUGCGUGCCCUGCCCUGCCGGGCAGUACUGUAGCACACCUGGAUCCUCACAGCCACAAGGUCAGUGUCGGGCGGGGUAUUUCUGCCAGGGCGGGGCCACUGACCCGGCCCCUCAGGGCUCUCCUAGCUUCCCCAGAAACGGGCCCUGUCCCCUGGGCCACUACUGCCCUGCCGGGACGCCCUCUCCGCUGCCCUGUCCCACAGGCAGCAUUCUGAACCACACAGGGGGACACAGCAUAGAGAGCUGCCUGCCGUGCCCACCUGGGCAGUACUGUGCCAGCGAGGGGCAGGGAUACCCAAGCGGCCCCUGCUCUGACGGCUUCUACUGCCCCCCCAAUUUCUCCUCCACCAGUCCCCUCGGCUUCCUUUGCCCCAAGGGUCACUACUGUCCUUUGGGCUCGGGCCACGCCCUGCCUUGCCCUACAGGGGAGUACCAGCCGAACCCCGGUGCCUCCGGCUGCAUCCCAUGCCGCCCGGGGUUCUACUGCGAGGAGGCCAUCGCUGGAGAUCCCUGGCCCUGCCCCGCCCACUCCUACUGCCCUGCAGCAACAAUGGUUCCCCUGCCCUGUCCCAAUGGCACAUUCACCCCACCCGACCUGAGGGGACUGCAGGAGGAGGGCGAGUGUUUGCCCUGUCCCCCCGGCAGGUUCUGCAGGGCUGGCAAGGUUCUGGGACGCUGUGCUGCAGGGUACCUGUGUAUUUCGGGUAGUGCAGAGGCCACCCCCCAAGGACCGCCCCUGCAGGAUCGGAGCCAGUGUAGGAGGGGUGUCCAGUGUGCUGGACCCUGCCCAGCAGGAUUCUACUGUGUGGAGGGCACUGAGGAACCUCAGGCUUGCCUCACCCACACGGUGAGGGCCACGCCCGGUGCCACAGGCAGACAGGACUGCUUGCCCUGCCCCCCGCAGCACUGGUGCAGAGAGGGAGACCCCAGCCUGCACCUUUGCCCUGCUGGGCAUUACUGUGAUGGGCUGGGGGAGGGGGAGUCUGAGGGAGGAGUAGGUCCCAAAGAAUGCCCCCCCUUCACCUACAGAUCCACCCCGGGGGCACGGAACAGGGGCGACUGCCACCCCUGCCCCGCUGGCUCCUUCUGUAAUGACACAGGGCUGACUGACUACAGCGCCCACCCCUGCCCCCCCGGGUUCUGGUGCAGCGGAGUGGGCCCCCCUGUCCUGUGCCCGGCUGGCACUAUGAGACCCCUGCCGGGAGCAGGCUCACCCAGCCAGUGCAUGCCCUGCCAGGCUGGCACCUACUGCCCGGACCCCAGGUCCACGGGACGGCCCAACAUCCACGGCACCCCCUGCCGGUCCGCGUUCCAGUGCCCCGCAGGUUCGGCGAUGGAGACCCCCUGCCUGGCCGGCUCGUACUGCGGCCCGGGGACCGGAGAGCCCACCCCCUGUCCCGGAGGAUUCGCCUGCCCCGAGGGGUCUGCCACCUACAACACUCCACAGCAAGUCUGUGCGUUCCCUCACUACUGCCCGGAGAACAGCUCCUCCGCGCGGCUCUGCGAUGGGGGGUACGCGCCCCUCAACACCAGCGGCCUGCGGGGGUCCCGGGACACCAGCUGCGUGCUCUGUGAGGGGGGGACCUAUCGCCCCGUGUCAUCCCCAGACCCGCACUGCCUCACCUGCCCCGCGGGCUACCACUGCCCCCCAGGGACAGAGCACUACUGGAGCAACCCAUGUCCCGUUGGGUAUUUUUGCCCCUUGGGCUCUGACAACCCCACCUCUUGCCCACCUGGUUCCUAUGGCAACAGCACCCAUGCAAAGCUUCUUGAGGAAUGCCAUCCAUGCCCGGCGGGCACCUUCAACCACCUCUCUGCGCAGAGGGCCUGUUUCCCCUGUGGAAGCUCCUCCUACUCACCAGAAGGCUCAGCUUCCUGUAUUUGUCUGGGUCAGAACCGGGCCUUCCAGCACUCUGACGGGUCCUGUCUGUGCAAGACCGGCUUCGUCUUCUACAACCAACUGGACUACAAGAGCACUGAUGCUGACAGCGUCUUAGACUGCCAGCCUGAGGUGAAUGAACGCUGUGGUGGGGGGCAAGUGCGGCUGGCAUCGUCUCGAGAGUGCGUUUCCCCAUCUGCACACCUGUGUAACGUCACCUGUGGCACCCAAGGGGGGCAUCUCAAUGUGGAGUUGGGCAUCUGCCACUGUGAGCUGUAUGUGGCCGUGGAGGAGCUUUGCAACGCCUCGUGUCUGUCAUCGCUACUGCACGUCUCUGCCAGGCUGGCCUCGGACGGGCAGCUGCUGCUGAAGGUCAAAGGUCAGGUGGAGAGCAGUAUGUGGAGCAGGGAAGUGGUAGAUAUUUUGGGCCCCGACAUCCAUGUUAAGACUAUUGGAAGAGUCCACUUUGUCCAGUUUGGCUCUGAUGGGGUGUUUGGAUGGAUCAUGACCAACCAAACGCUGAUUGACAGAUUUCUUUCAGCUGAGCCCAGGACACUGUGGGACAGGGAGACCAGGAGAAGAAGCGAUUCCAGUAAUGUCGGGGAGUUCUCAGACUCGCCCCCUGUGCCACGCAUUCCCAACCCCAUUGCUUGCCUGGCAUCCAAUGACAUGCUGCUGUUUCAGCUCACCAUCAACCACACCGACCGCCAUCUCAGCCACUUCCCAGUGUACCAGAAAGAUCAUCUCUUCAGCAGCAACCCCAGCUGGGACUUUGGCGCGUUCCGCAAGCUGGAGCAGCUCAUAAAGCACAGCCAGUACAACUCCUCCAGGUUUGCGCACGUGUUCACGCAGUCGGGGAAGUACGUGUUCCUGGACAACGGCGUGCCGGACCGGAGCCUGAUCGUGGCGGUGAGCGAGCGCGGCACGGAGUGCGACCCUGCCGCUCCCGCGUUCCAGCCCGCGUCCCCCGCCCAGCUGGUGAGGCACGGCAUCCUCAGGCAACCCCGCCUCAACCUGCUGCCCAACUGGGGCGCCAUUGCAGGGGUGCUGGGCCUCCUGGUGCUGCUGACCGUAGUUCUGAUCGCCACGGCUCUGGUUCUGAAGCCCAGCCGAGUCGGGCUCAUGGCUCAGGGGCGACCAAAGCCCAAAUGGAGAAGCCUUGGGGAACCGAGUAUCCCUCCCGGAUACGUCUAUGCUGGAGGCGGUGUGGAUGUUUGUGACGUCCUGGGACACAGAGGUGUUGGAGAGGGAGCAGAAGCAGAGGAGCCGGCUGUCUGCAGGGGGUAUAAGAACGGAAGAGUGGAACUGGAGGAGUUCAACGUCAAAACUCUUUAUGACAAACUGGAAGACCAGACGCUUCACUUGGUCUCCCAGCUGGCGAAGCACCGCAAGGAUAACUUGGAGUUCUACCGCAACAUCUGUCAGCAGACAGAUUCUCUGAAGGAUCUUCUGGAGAACAUGGACCUGGCCAAGCUGAGCCAGCUGAGGGAACUGCUCUCCCUGAAAUCAGGCGAUGACAUCACGGCAGAGAAGGAGACGGUUAAAGACCCCUCGGCGUCCCUACUGGAGGCUGCACUCAGAGCAGUGGAGGGGCUCAUACACAGAGCUGAAGGAGAGAGCUGGGCACAGCAGGACGUGGCUGCAGGAACCUGCCCAGGAGAUGUUGGGGACGGUGGGGCACACACAGGCUAUGCACAUGGCUUCCCUGACUCUACGCAGUUCUCCUCUCCUGACAUGGCUGAACCAAAAACACUCCAGGUAACAGCCACAGCGACCCAACAGAGCGCAGCGGGCGGUCUGAGCGAGCAGGACCUCUCCAAGCUGGUGGCCCUCACACCACUCUCCAAAACUCUGCGGGAGAUCCAGCGCUCUCUCCAGAGCUUCACAUCUGCAGAAGAAGAUAAGGCUGUUUUCCAUGAGUCAGAGCAGGAGUCAGUGGGGCACCUAGUUCCUGUUGCCCUGGGCAACCUGCCUCCCCAUCACUUCGCCGUGUUCCUGUUCGGCUGCCGGGUUGCGCGCCUGCUGUGCGGCGGCCACGGCUUCCCCCCGCUCACGCUGCUCCUGGCUCGGGCGGUUCCACUCUCACGCCUCACCGGCCUGGCAGAGCACUGCCGCGGGGACUUCCAUUAUGACGCCGCCAACCGUAUCCUCUACCUCCACCAAGAUAAGCUGGGGAACGCUGGGGAGUUCAUCGCCACGCUUCUUCACUCCAUGGCCUGCAUUGCCUCAGGUUCAACAACAAAAGGCUUCAUCCAAGCUUUCCACAGCGCGGUCUCUGCUCUAAGUUUGGCCCUGUUCCACUCCUCCUUCACCAGCAGAAUAAACAAGACAGGGGAGAUUAAAGAGGAAUUCACUGGGGCGUUAGCUGAAGAAUUUCUCAGGGUCAAAGUUCCAAUUGAAAUGGGCUUCUCUGAGCCUGAGCUUGCAGAAAGACUUCAGAAAUUCAAGUUCUUCAAGUUACAGCAGUAUCUGCGAGAAAUGAAAUCUAAUCAAACACAGGAGAAAGUGGCGGAGCCUGGAUCUGAGAAUGGGGAUGCUGCAAUAAAGGUUCUCAGUGUGGAGCAGGAAAUUGACCGUUUAAAUGAAGUUUUCCUGCAGCUGAGUGUGGGGCUCCAGGGAAGGGCAGAGAGGAGGGGAGGGCAGGACCACUGCAGCCCUACACAGGGAACUCUUGAGCCCUGCCUCAGUCGCCAUGGAACCCUUCUUCUGGAUCUGAAGAGGCGAUGUGUGGACCAAAGGCUCAGCGAGAUGCAGGCCCAACUGACCCAUCUUAGCAUGCAGCAGCCAGGCAGCCAGACGCCAGACAGUCAAGAACCAGCUAGCCAAGAACCAGGCAGUCAGGCACCAGAGAGCCAAAACCGAGAUAACCAGACACCAGACAACCAGGGAACAGACAGUGAGCUUGCAGAAAGCCAGAAACAAAACAACCAUGACCCAGAGACUCAGAUGUCAGAGAACAUUCAUACAUCAUUCAGUCAAGAUCCAGACAAGGUAAAGUCACCCACUCAGACAUUUCACAUUCAGAAACCAGACAACCAUAAAACAGACAGUGCGGGACCAAACAGACAGACAUCAGAGGUUCUUAUUACUGAGGAAAGUAGCUUACCAGCUGUAUUCUAGCACAAAUGUGUGUACCAUUUCCUGUGUACCGUUCAUUUGAGUCUGUCUUAACCACUCUUCCAAUAUUUAUGUUUUUCUCUUGAGUGCAAAUAUAAUGUUAUUUCUUAUUAAAUAUUCAUGUUAAUAAACUUUUAAUAAAGGGACACGCAUUCAAUGUGGUUACUAGGUUUGUGGCAAACCUCAGAUGUAUAAUUUAUCCUGCAGAUACAAUGAAUUUUUCUCUAUGGGCAUUAUAAACCAGACCUUUAAAAGAGUGAGAAGGCAUG
Messenger RNA from Anguilla anguilla (European eel), 6304 nucleotides. RefSeq lists its product as uncharacterized. The record is from RefSeq and is a predicted model, not a curated record. The transcript has 37 exons. Lineage: Eukaryota; Metazoa; Chordata; Actinopteri; Anguilliformes; Anguillidae. The coding region runs from base 369 to 6038 and encodes 1889 amino acids.